AUGACUCCACUCCCUCACAUAUCAACGCGUACUAAGAUUCAUACAGGAGCUCAGUUUUCUCUGGAAGAUGAGAACAAAAGAACUAGGACCGCCUACACGAGAGGGCAACUCCUUGAGCUGGAGAAAGAGUUCCACUUCAACAAGUACAUCUCUCGGCCCCGUCGCAUCGAGCUGGCCGCCAUGCUGAGCCUGACCGAGCGACACAUCAAAAUCUGGUUCCAGAACCGGCGGAUGAAGUGGAAGAAGGACGAAGCCAAAAGACGACCGCUCCCCAAUCCGGCGUCUGAAGGGGGGGAUUCCCCCGGCACUCCCCCGUCCCUGGGCGACGAGUUGGAAGCGGAGGAGUCGAAAGACGGCGUCAAAGUGAAAUGCGUCCCCGGGACGGACGAGAAAUGCCGGAAUUCCUCCAGCGGGGGAAGCAAGUCAGGGAGUUCCAGUGAUAAUUCUAGGGUAAAGACAAACUUUAAUCAACAAGUAAUUAAAACAGAUCCAGGUAGACUUGAAUUUAGUGGUAAAUAA
Messenger RNA from Biomphalaria glabrata, 519 nucleotides. Its product is annotated as homeobox protein Hox-A2-like. The transcript is spliced from 2 exons. The record is from RefSeq and is a predicted model, not a curated record. Gene Ontology annotation, cellular component: nucleus. Bases 1 to 519 code for a protein of 172 amino acids. Gene Ontology annotation, molecular function: RNA polymerase II cis-regulatory region sequence-specific DNA binding; DNA-binding transcription factor activity, RNA polymerase II-specific. Gene Ontology annotation, biological process: regulation of transcription by RNA polymerase II. Lineage: Eukaryota; Metazoa; Mollusca; Gastropoda; Planorbidae.